CAGUUUGGUACAAGCCUAUUUCCUUUCUCAAGAUGGCAGCUUCAGUAGAAGAUGAAUUUGAAGAUGCACCUGAUGUGGAGCCACUGGAGCCGACAUUAAAAAACAUAAUUGAACAGAAAUCCUUGAAAUGGAUUUUCGUUGGGGGGAAAGGUGGUGUUGGGAAAACGACAUGCAGUUGCAGUUUGGCUGUACAGUUGGCAUCGGUGAGAGAGAGUGUGCUCAUCAUUUCCACGGAUCCAGCCCACAACAUCUCUGACGCUUUUGAUCAGAAAUUCUCCAAAGUGCCAACAAAGGUCAAGGGCUAUGACAACCUCUUUGCUAUGGAGAUAGAUCCCAGUCUGGGCGUGGCAGAACUGCCGGAUGAGUUCUUUGAAGAGGACAACAUGCUGAGCAUGGGGAAGAAGAUGAUGCAGGAGGCCAUGAGUGCUUUCCCAGGCAUUGAUGAAGCCAUGAGCUACGCUGAGGUCAUGAGGUUAGUAAAAGGAAUGAACUUCUCAGUGGUGGUGUUCGAUACUGCCCCUACUGGCCACACGCUGCGCCUGCUCAAUUUCCCCACGAUCGUGGAACGGGGGCUCGGCCGCCUGAUGCAAAUCAAGAACCAGAUUAGCCCCUUCAUCUCUCAGAUGUGUAACAUGCUGGGGCUGGGGGACAUGAACGCGGACCAGCUGGCCUCCAAGCUGGAGGAGACGCUGCCGGUCAUCCGCUCGGUCAGCGAGCAGUUCAAGGACCCGGAGCAGACCACCUUCAUCUGCGUGUGCAUUGCUGAGUUCCUGUCGCUGUACGAGACCGAGCGGCUGAUCCAGGAGCUGGCCAAGUGCCGCAUCGACACGCACAACAUCAUCGUCAACCAGCUGGUCUUCCCUGACUCCGACCGGCCCUGCAAGAUGUGCGAGGCCCGCCACAAAAUCCAGUCCAAAUAUCUGGACCAGAUGGAGGAUCUGUAUGAGGAUUUCCACAUCGUCAAAUUGCCCCUGUUGCCCCAUGAGGUACGAGGGGCCGAUAAGGUCAACACCUUCUCCAAGCAACUUCUGGAGCCUUACAAGCCCCCCUCCAAGUGACCCCACCUUCCCCUUCACCCUACCUCAGUCUCCCACCCCCCCCACCCCCCAUGGAACAGCUACGCCUUCGUCAAACAUCCAAACGGCUACACGUUUCACUCAAGUCAAGAACACUGGGAUUUCACUCUACCAAUGGUACAGGGGGACUCUGGCAGGUGCAGAAUAUCAGCCUCUUUUCCUCUUGGGUCCCCUUGUCCUCACAGUCAGUAUUGCAAUAGGGAGAAAAAUGUCAUCAGGGAGAAAGAUGCCAUCUUCAAAGUUCUGUUCAUUUUCUGAAUGAAUCUUUUUGCUCUUAACCUUUUUGCUGUUUGAUGGUUAUAUGCAUCUUGCUUUCGGUUCUCGGACCUAAUUUAUAGUAAUGUAAUUAUUGACAGCAGUUCCACAGAGUAAUAAACAAGGUGUUGAAUUCCA
This is a messenger RNA of Anguilla rostrata (American eel), 1469 nucleotides long. It is a transcript of the gene get3, whose product is annotated as guided entry of tail-anchored proteins factor 3, ATPase. Gene Ontology annotation, molecular function: ATP binding; ATP hydrolysis activity. NCBI's taxonomy places the organism in Eukaryota, Metazoa, Chordata, Actinopteri, Anguilliformes, Anguillidae. Bases 33 to 1058 code for a protein of 341 amino acids. Gene Ontology annotation, cellular component: GET complex. Gene Ontology annotation, biological process: post-translational protein targeting to endoplasmic reticulum membrane. The transcript has 7 exons. The record is from RefSeq and is a predicted model, not a curated record.